AUGGAUCCCCAAGAGGUAGAACUGGGAGAGCCAUUCACCCAAAUCAAAGGUGCUGAAAAUGUCUGGAACAAAGCAGGACAAGCCGCAGGAGAGGAUUGUAUAUCUCUGGAGAACAUGAGCAACAGCAGCUAUGGUGGCCAGGCCGUGAACCUGCAUCCCAUUUCAUUUGGCCGCAUGCUGGAAGGAGGAGAAGGAGAUGUUCAACCUCCCCAGUCUUCAGGGGAAGGAGAAAAACACCUUAUAUUGCUGAAGACAGUGCAGUUAAGAAUGGAAGAUGAGGUCAAGCAAGGCGGUCAUACCUAUCUCCAGGACGGGCUGCAAGCCCUGCUCUCCCAAGAGGCGAGCCUCUUGCAACCCGUAGAAACCAUGCCACAGGGUGUAGGCAUCCAAGAGAAACCCGAGGAAGGCUUAACAGUCAAUUUUCUGGAAAGCAUUUAUACAAUCCACGAAAUGGAGGCCACGCCUGUGAACCGUCUGAAAGAGGCACCAGAGUCCAACGAAGAUGAAAGAUCUACCGAGAAGACCCCGGACAUCCUCUGGAUUAAGAUUGAUAGAAGUAAAGAUCUAAUUGCAGAUGAAGGUAAGGAUCAGGGGCUGGCUGCAGCUGAAGAGGGAAGAAUAAACAAUCCCCUCGUGGUUCAAGCGGCAAAGUGUCUGGGUGCUCGGAUUAAAAGUGGCUCCUUAUUGUUGCCAGCGUCAGAAAAUAAAGACCCAGGCGAUGAAGGAAACGCGCUGCAUCGGUGCGAUUUCUGCGGGUUCACCUCUGUCAGCGCGUCUAGCCUUAACCGUCACAUGAAAAAACAUUCGGAUGAAAAACCCCACAUGUGCCACAUCUGUCGGAAGGCCUUCCGCACCGUCUCCUUGCUGCGUAACCAUGUGAACACACACACAGGGACCAAACCAUACAAGUGCAGCGAGUGUGAAAUGGCCUUUGUGACCAGUGGGGAGCUUUCGCGCCACAGGCGUUACAAGCAUACUCUUGAGAAGCCCUUUAAGUGUUCAUACUGUAAUUAUUGUAGUGUAGAGGCAAGCAAGUUGAAGCGCCACAUCCGUUCGCACACCGGGGAGCGUCCUUACAGCUGUUCUUUGUGUGCCUACGCUAGCAGAGACACCUACAAGCUGAAAAGGCAUAUGGUUACUCACUCAGGUGAAAAGCCCUUUGAGUGUGCGAUUUGUAAGGCCAGGUUCACGCAGGCUGGAACUCUGAAGUUCCAUAUUUUACACAAACAUGGGGAAAAUGUACCGAAAUACCAGUGUCCGCACUGCAGUACUUCUGUCGCCAGGAAGGGUGAUUUAAGUAUCCACUUGAGAAAUCUCCAUUCCUACGUCGAAGUGCCCCUCAAGUGCAACUACUGUGACUCCUCCUUCCACGAGCGUUACGCCUUCAGACAGCACAAGAAGAUACACAGAAACGAGAAGAGAUUCAAAUGCGAUCAGUGCAAUUAUGCAUGCAAACAGGAACGCCACCUGGUUAUGCACAAGCGGACGCAUACCGGAGAGAAGCCCUUUGUUUGCGUGGCUUGCAGCAAACGCUUUCGGCAGAAGCAACUACUCACCGUUCACUUCAAGAAAUACCACGACUCCACUUUUAAGCCGAAAGUCUACAAUUGCCCGAAAUGUGGCAAGGGCUAUUCACGCUGGAAUAAUAUGCGUAAGCAUGCUGAAAAAUGUGGGAACGCAAGAGCGGUUCAACCCAGCAAAGGAAGCAAAUGCCAAACGAACGACUGCCGGAGAUCAAGCCACAAUGCCAAACAAGAAGGUAACAACAGAGCUGAUCUCGGGGUGGGACUGGAGAUGGAAAGGGCGGUUUGUGUGUAUAGCCUAGUUGGACCAGCUGCUUGUGUGAAUUCUCAACACUACACCAUGUAUAGUAUUCCGGUUGCAACCUGGGAGAAGGAAGAGGUUCUAUUGGAAGAUGAGAAAUCAGGAGUUACUUGUGAGAUGAUCUUCAACUUGAUGGAUAAGUAA
Messenger RNA from Euleptes europaea (tarantolino), 1968 nucleotides. RefSeq names its product CCCTC-binding factor like (gene CTCFL). NCBI's taxonomy places the organism in Eukaryota, Metazoa, Chordata, Lepidosauria, Squamata, Sphaerodactylidae. The transcript is spliced from 10 exons. The record is from RefSeq and is a predicted model, not a curated record. The coding region runs from base 1 to 1968 and encodes 655 amino acids.